This is a messenger RNA of Neoarthrinium moseri, 264 nucleotides long. RefSeq lists its product as uncharacterized. Gene Ontology annotation, cellular component: cytoplasm. NCBI's taxonomy places the organism in Eukaryota, Fungi, Ascomycota, Sordariomycetes, Amphisphaeriales, Apiosporaceae. The transcript is spliced from 4 exons. The record is from RefSeq and is a predicted model, not a curated record. Bases 1 to 264 code for a protein of 87 amino acids.
AUGGUUUUCCUCAACUUGCUGACUUUUGGUCUCUGGGGGAAGCUCGGUCGUAUAGUCCACUAUGGCGUCGACGCCAUCCUCAUUUCCACCGUCUUGGCUGGCAUGAGACGAUCGACCGGCUUGACCUUUCAAUCCAAGCAGAUCACCGGUGAAAGCCCCGAUGCCAACAAGUGGAUAGAGAAGUACCUGGGAGUCGGCGAGUGGGUGAUGGACCAGUCCGUCGCCAUUGCCGGCUCCAGUCCCUGGUUCAAGCGCACCCGGUAA